Messenger RNA from Vanderwaltozyma polyspora DSM 70294, 729 nucleotides. RefSeq names its product TRAPP subunit TRS23 (gene TRS23). Gene Ontology annotation, cellular component: TRAPP complex. Bases 1 to 729 code for a protein of 242 amino acids. Lineage: Eukaryota; Fungi; Ascomycota; Saccharomycetes; Saccharomycetales; Saccharomycetaceae. Gene Ontology annotation, biological process: endoplasmic reticulum to Golgi vesicle-mediated transport. The transcript has a single exon. The record is from RefSeq and is a predicted model, not a curated record.
AUGGCUAUUCAGAGUCUAUUAGUUAUAAACAAAUCCGGUGGUCUUAUAUACCAUAGAAACUUCGAUAAUGAUAGUAAAAAUAAUUCACUUAAUAGUAAUGAUUAUUUGAUUCUAGCAAGUACUUUACAUAGUGUUUUCGCAAUUGCAAGCCAGUUGACACCCAAAGCUAUACAGAUCAAUCAGAAUAAUGUUAAUAACCCUAAUAAUUUGGAUUAUAAGAUUCCAUAUAUUCCUUAUGUAGGUAUGUCUACUGGUAAUGGGAGUGAUAAUUAUAAUUCAAGAAAUGGUGGCGAUGGGUAUAGUAGAAAUGAUUCUACAAAUUCUACCAAUUCUUCUAAUAAGAACUCUAAGUUGAAUAAGUUGGGUAGUUUCAAAGGGGAUGAUUAUUUUAAAGAACCAUUUGUUAGUUGGAAUAAGAGUGGGUUGCGACAAUUAUCUACAGACCAAUUUACAAUGUUCAUAUACCAAACGAUGACUGGUUUGAAAUUCCUGGCAAUCAGUUCUAGUGUUGUACCACAUAGUCAAGGCAUCUCUGAUAAUACUCAAGUGCCUAGUACAAUUGAAAAAUCUUCAAAUUUACAGGUACAGAUAGCGGAUAACUUUCUAAGAAAAGUUUACUGUAUUUACAGUGAUUAUGUUAUGAAAGAUCCAUUUUAUUCAUUAGAAAUGCCAAUAAAAUCAGAAUUAUUUGAUAGAAAAGUUAAGCAGAUGGUAGAUAAUUUAUUAUAA